CCAACCUCUACUUCUGCGUGCGAACCACACUCGAUUUUUUUUUUAUUUUAAAUUAAUAUCUGUAAUUCCUCAACGAAGAAGGAAAGUGAACAAAUGAGAUUCCAAAUUCACCGAUUCCUUAUUCAAUUAUAAAACCGUUUGCUAAGUGCAAAAGUUCCCGGUGAUUUUCUUUUCCAGUGUUCGUGGUGUGGUACAAAUAUGGCCCCAAUGCUGCUUCUGCUGGGAGAAUAACCCGUUGAAAUCUUCCAGAUUCUAUUGCCAAGAACGAGCGGUGUAAUCUCGUGGGAGCGCGAGGUGGUUUUGACUUUUGAAGCCCAAAAUUGAAGUUUCAAAAGAGGAGGAAAAGAUUGUUGGUUUUCAGACACGGUGGAGGAGGGUUCGGCCGCGACCGCGACCGCGACUUAGGGGGCUCCGAGACUGAGAUUUCGUCUUGGUGUUUGAUGGGAUAUAUUGGGUUCCAAGGGAUUUUGGUAUUGAUGGAUAUGAGAUUAUUGGUUGAAACGAUCUUGUUCUUGAUCGAUCUUCAUGGGUUUGAUUAGCCCUCUCUCAAGUGUCGCUUAUUUUUCUUCUUAAUCGUUGGUGGAAUUUCUCAAAUUGGGUUUCUGGAGCUAUUGAAUUCUAGCCUUAUUCUCAGCUGGUGAAGCAGAAGAAUAAAAGCAAGAAGGGAUUUGGAUACGUGAUCAAUUAGGUUUCUCUGUUUUCAGUCUUUAGAAAAAAAAAAUGGAAGAUGCUAAUUCUUGGUUAAGGAGGACCAAAUUUUCUCACACAGUAUACUACCGUUUAGACUCCUUAAGAUUGGCCUCCAUUCCUCUCACCAUUCAGCCACCAAUCAAUUCAGUCGGGCAAACAAAAGUUGUCACAGCUCCUUCUCAUCAUAGAUCUACCCUUCGUUAUAACGAGAGCAACAAUUUUCUUAACAAGCAGAGGUCUCUGUCUCCGUCUCCACAGACUACACUCUCCGGCGCACUUAAGGAUGCACGAACCGAUCAGAAGCGAUUUGCAACUCCACAGCCUCAGAGGAGAGAAUCCAUAAAAGAGAAGGGUAAAAGGGUAUUCUGUAAAGAAGCUAAGGUGCACAGUUCCUUAAAGGAAGAGAAGUUAAAGAGCCCGCUGAAGCAGCUUGCUUCAUUGAAAGGCAGUCCGAAAUCCAAAUUCAUGAAGGAGUCUUCUUGGACCAAGUGUUUUGAGCACAGUGGAGGGAGGGUCACUGCUGUUGAAGCUGUAGAUGAAUUGUCUGUUGACUUGUCCAAGCUCUUUCUUGGGAAUAGAUUUGCUUAUGGAGCUCAUAGUCGGCUUUACCAUGGAAUUUACUAUGAUAAAGUUGUUGCUGUCAAGAUAAUAAAUCUACCGGACGACGACGAAAAUGGAGAUCUUACAGCUCGCUUAACGAAGCAGUUCGGCAGGGAAGUAACCCUUUUAUCUCGUCUCCACCAUCCCAACGUUAUUAAGUUGGUAGCAGCUUGCAGAAAGCCACCCGUUUAUUGCAUCAUCACUGAGUAUCUCUCACAGGGUUCCUUAAGGGCAUAUCUACACAAACUUGAAAACAAAUCUCUGCCUCUGAAAAAACUGCUUGCAAUCGCCUUGGACAUUGCUCGUGGGAUGGAAUACAUACACUCACAAGGCGUUAUUCAUCGCGACCUUAAACCGGAGAACGUUCUUAUCGAUCAAGACUUUUGCCUAAAGAUUGCGGAUUUCGGUAUUGCUUGUGAGGAGGCACAUUGUGAUACACUGGCCAAUGACCCCGGAACUUAUCGUUGGAUGGCCCCAGAGAUGAUCAAACGUAAACCUUAUGGACGAAAGGUUGAUCUCUACAGCUUUGGGCUUAUCUUGUGGGAACUUGUGGCUGGAACAGUCCCUUAUGAGGACAUGACUCCCAUCCAAGCCGCUUAUGCAGUUGUAAAUAAGAACAUUAGACCAGCUAUCCCGAGGGAGUGUCCACCGGUGCUGCGGGCGUUGAUCGAGCAAUGCUGGUCGGAGCAAUCGGAAAAGAGGCCGGAGUUUUGGCAGGUGGUGAAGGUACUAGAGCAACUUGAGAGUUCAGUUGGGGGAGGAGAUGGUACAUUGAUGAGUGUUGAGCAGCAGCCAAGUUGGGAAGAUCACAAGAAAGGGCUAAAGCAUUGGAUGCAAAAGCUAGGGCCUCAGCAUUCUCAGACUUCUUCUCACAUCUCCAAAUCAUCUAAAUUCAUAUGAUUCUUUCUCUGCCUUUUUUUUUUUUCUGUUGAUAAGGUCACAUUCACAUUCGCUAACCAGGUUCAAUGUAGAUAAAAGAAACACUUCAUUUGUUUUUGUUUCUAACAAUUCACGUGACUGCAAUGAGUGUAGUACGUUUCUGAAGGGGAAAAAAAUAUCAAACGCUUCAAAA
Momordica charantia (bitter melon) is the source of this 2362-nucleotide messenger RNA. Its product is annotated as serine/threonine/tyrosine-protein kinase HT1. Lineage: Eukaryota; Viridiplantae; Streptophyta; Magnoliopsida; Cucurbitales; Cucurbitaceae. Gene Ontology annotation, molecular function: protein serine/threonine kinase activity; ATP binding. Gene Ontology annotation, biological process: protein phosphorylation. The record is from RefSeq and is a predicted model, not a curated record.